This is a messenger RNA of Clupea harengus (Atlantic herring), 1815 nucleotides long. It is a transcript of the gene c1h10orf88, whose product is annotated as chromosome 1 C10orf88 homolog. NCBI's taxonomy places the organism in Eukaryota, Metazoa, Chordata, Actinopteri, Clupeiformes, Clupeidae. The record is from RefSeq and is a predicted model, not a curated record.
AAUGCUGGUAUUCCAAAUAGAGGCUUUUCAGGAAGCGGGGAAUGAAUGUGGAUGUGUUUGCAUGUUUUUAGCCAGAGUUUAAGUAAGUGAUAUUGAGAUGCUUUUGUGUAUUUUACAUAACUUGCCCACUGUUACUUGCACACAUGCACGGUUAGUUGAAGGCAGAACUUGUCAAUGAAGCCGAACAAAGAUGGGUGGCUUCUUUAAACAGCGCUAACAUCUGACAAGCGUAACGUUACGUUGGGGUUGUCAGUCUGGCAAGUGCAAACGCUUUCAUUCUAACGGAGAUCUUCAAAUGGUUUACAAAUGCUAGGGUAGGAAUUAUUGCUUGACCGACCCGUUUUCAAAGUCGAACGACAUCAUGCCGUCUUGUUUUGGAUGCUACAGGCAGCGGCUUUCAGUUAGCUAACAUUCUGGAUCCCGAUUAUAACUGUUAUAGUUACUGCAUUUUCUCAGAAACGGGUCAUGUCUGAGCAAAUGAAGACAAGUAAAGAUGGUGUUAUCUCAGGGAGCAUAUCAUGGGUGUCCAGAUUAGAAGACUGUCACAUAUGCGAUGUAAUAAAAACACACCAAGAGGGUAAUCUUCAGCAAGUGGACACUGAGGUUCAAAGCAACAAUGCGCCUCAGUACCUGGAGCAGGUGGAUGCCACUCCGUGCGUUAUUACGCUUCAGUGCGUCCCGCACUGUCGCAGCGUUAUAACCUCGCUACUGGUGGUUAGCGAGGCGCGCACCAUGGAGGUGUACUCCGCAUCCGGGGACUACUGCGGCACCUGCCGUGGGGAACAAGACUCCAAUGUCAACUGUGACGGAGUGACAGACAGCAGACCUUUCUACAGAAAACACCUGAAGCUGGAGUGCCCCACUACGUCCUGUGAAGUGAAGCUGCUGUCUCUGGGAGGGCGUGCCAGCGUGGGCAUCGCUGGCAUCCACGUGGCGCUGCGAGUCCUGGAGGCUGAGGGCAAGCAGGAGGUGGGCACAGGAGGGAGCAUUGACCUCAAGCAGGUGCAGACCAUGAUGGAGGAGAUGGGCACCACCCUUUCACCUGGUGCCCAACACCUCAUGGACAUGGUGCAGUUCCAGCAGAAGAGCAAAGCAGAUGCUAUGGCUGGCUUCCUCCCCCUCCUCAUGGCCGGUGGCGGGGUAUUGUCCUGCCUGACUAAAGGAGCGUCUGUUUCCUUGCCCCUCUCCGGGCCCCCGCCCCCUCCCUCUCUCUCGGCCCCUCAGGACAAUGCCUCCCUCACAGAGACGAGCGCACAGGGCGACUACGGGCACCGCUCAUGCCAGGCCCCGACCUCGUCCCCGUCUCCUCGUUCCACCCUGCUGCCCACACCCGCGCCGCUGCCAGCCGGCCUGAGCCAAGGCAAGCUGCAGGAAGUGAUGUCGGCGCUGAUGCGCGCCCCGCCCGGACAGCACUGCGCCGCGACGCCCGACCUGCUGCCCCUCCUGCAGAGUGUGUGCUGCCAGGUGGCACAGCUCCGCAUGGACGACACCACAGCCGCAACCAUCGCCCAGGGCAAGGCCCACAUGCCCAACGGACCAUCGGAGGUCCACCCGUGCUGUCGGGGCCUGGAGGAGGUGCUGGAGAAGCGUCUGCAGCAGAUGGAGGACCGGCUGAGGGAGCACAUGGAUCAGCGGCUCGACUCCCUGGAGCAGAAGCUGGACACGGUGCUGCAGCAGGUCCUCCUGCCCCCAAUGCAGCCCAGCUGAACCUCACCAAAGACCCCCCCCCCUCGCCUCCACACAGCUAGAGGGCGCUGCUGUGUUUGCUGCUUUUCAAAUGGACACUAAUGACUUUCUAAUCAUGACAACUGGCUA